Molecule: messenger RNA, 9508 nt
Organism: Entelurus aequoreus (snake pipefish)
Lineage: Eukaryota; Metazoa; Chordata; Actinopteri; Syngnathiformes; Syngnathidae
Gene: dync2i1
Product: dynein 2 intermediate chain 1
Exons: 22
Coding region: 340-3795 (1151 amino acids)
Biological process (GO): intraciliary transport
Cellular component (GO): cytoplasmic dynein complex
Molecular function (GO): dynein light chain binding; dynein heavy chain binding
Source: RefSeq, a predicted model, not a curated record
GAAAAUGGAUGGAUGGGAUGGAGAUGCAACUUUUCAUUUUCUGGGCCUGAGUAGUAUCAAAAUGCAAAAGCAUUAUUUUUGUGUCACAAAAAUACAAAGAGAACGUAAAAACAAUCAUUUCAAUGUGUUUUACAACCAACUCUAUUCAGCGGAUUAAAGCGUACCUGCUCUGCUAUCGAUUGAUACGCCUGUUGUCAAGGGAAGGUGACGCGUUGUCCUUGGUUUCAGACAAGCGCGCAUGCGCAGUGCUCAAAACUCACUGGCCAGUCAUGGCGUCCUCGCAAACAUUCAAGCGACGCUAAUGUUUAUAAACCGUAGUUGUCCGCCCCGAGGAGGAAUAUGCAUAACGAUAAGAAACUAAGCAUGGAGGACACAUGGCCUGAAGCAGCGCUCACAAGACAUAUAACCAGGAGGUUGGACGAACACGGCAGGAAGCGCCGAGAAGGAGACUCCGCCGAGAGACGUCGCCGAGACAUGGACCGGGAGUCCGCGGACGGACGUGACGGAAAGAAGGGGGAAAGAAGAAGGGAACGAGACAGGCGUGGACAUGAAUCCAGGGAGGACAGAGACCAGAUGAAGGAUAAAGAGGAGGACAGACAUAGGAGGGAAGAGAAGGAAAGACACCGGGAAGAACGGGACAGGGAACGCAGGACUGAGAGGGAUAAAAGGUCCCAGGAGGACAGGGAACGUAGGUCUGAGAGAGACAGAAGGACACACCAGGACAGGGAAGGAGAUAGAGAUCCGGAACUGAGGAGAGAAGACCGGGACAGGGACCGCAGAACUGAAAGGGACAGAAGGACACACAAGGACCGGGAAGGAGACAGACAUUCGGAACGGAGGAGAGAGGACCGGGACAGGGAACGCAGGACUGAGAGGGACAGAAGGACACACAAGGAUCGGGAAGGAGACAGAGAUUCGGAACUGAGGAGAGAAGACCGGGACAGGGACCGCAGAACUGAGAGGGACAGAAGGACACACCAGGACAGGGAAGGAGACAGAAAUUCGGAACGGAUGAGAGAUGAUAGGGAUGAGGAACGCAGAACUGAAAGGGACAGAAGGACACACCAGGACAGGGAAGGAGACAGAAAUCCGGAACAGAGGAGAGAAGAGCGGGACGGGGAACGCGGGACUGAGAAGGACAGAAGGAUACACGAGGACAGGGAAGGAGACAGAGAUUCGGAACUGAGGAGAGAAGAUAGGGAUGGGGAACGCAGAACUGAAAGGGACAGAAGGACACAUGAGGAAAGGAAAGGAGACAGAGACUCGGAACGGAGGAGAGAGGACCGGGAUAAGGAACGCAGAACUGAGAGAGACCGAAGGACGCACAAGGACAGGGAAAGAGACCGAGAUUCGGAACGGAGGAGAGAGGACCGGGACAGGGAACGCAAGACUGAGCGGGACAGACGGACACGGGAGGACAGGGAAGGAGACAGAGACUCGGAACUGAGGAGAGAAGACCGGGACAGGGAACGCAGAACUGAGAGGGAGGAAAGAGAGCAACACAGGAAGAAUAAAGAAGAGCGAGAGACGAGACACAAGGACAGAAGACAUCAUGACGAAAAGCCAAGACUGGUCACGGAGGAAGGCGCCGACGAGGAACGUGCAGAAAGGAACCGACGUAAAGAGAGGACACGCGGAGAAGACCCGCAGAGACAUCUCAGAGACGGACAAAAAGAACAAGAAAGUCACAGCCAAGAGAGCAGAAGUGGGAAAAAAGCUGAGGAGGACACAAAGCAUGCAGGGGACGUGGCAGCUAAAGAAGCUGGAGACGCAGAACAACCAGUUGCCAUCGAUGUGUCUUCGCAUCAGUAUGAGGAUGACUUUGAGGAUUACGAGGAGGACUUUGAGGAACUCGAUGACAAUGAAGGGGAGGGCGAGGAGGAGGCCGAGGAGGUGAAAGCCAUCCAGCUAGCCAUGGGUGAGGAGAACCAGAGAGUCCGAGCAUCUCUUUCUACUCUUAGUAGAGAAGAAGAGGAAGAAGAGAAGAUGCCUAAAGUAAAGGGAUACGCCCAGACGCCUAGUAAAAGCUCCCAGCGUGGGAAGUUCAUGGACUUUGCAGCGGCCAAGCAACGAGAAGUCAUCAAGAAAGUGUCCAGCAGACAAAAGAAGCGCAGUGCAGACCUGCUUCGCCUCAUUGACCUGGAUUUGUCCACCACGGUGUCCCUGCUGGACCUGCCUCCUGUCAGUGAAUAUGACAUGUACAUUCGGAGCUUUGGAGCCGCCAACACAAAACAGGCUUACGUGCAGUGUAACGAGGACAAUGUGGACCGGGAUGUCCAGACAGAGGAGACGUAUCUCAGUGACAAGUGGACACAACAUCCUGCAGAGCACUGCGGUGCCUGUGGCGAUCCAAACGGGACACAUGACACGCGAGACCUGAGCGGGAUGAACUUGGAUUCGAGACGCUUGGCUGCGUUUCUGCGCUCCGCCUCCCAGGUGAUGGCGGUGCUGCUGGAGGAGGAUCACGCUCAGAGGAGCUCCUUCAAGGGGAGGACCACGCAAACGGACACGCUGUCUUUCAGUGACGGAAGUGUGCAGCUCAACACCGAGCUGCCUUUUCUUCUUGGCCGUGCCGUCAGCUUGCUGAACUUCUCUACCGUCCAAAGACACACGCUGCUCUCCGUCCACCAGCCUGCAGCUUCUGUGGCGCCACUUGGCGAAUGCAGCAUCAUCUGCAUCUGGAGGAUGUGGGAGCCCUCCAGGCCUCAGAAGAUCCUCCUUUUCGAGUCUGAGGUGACGUGCUGCUCUUUCAGCCCGGGAAAGUCCACGUUGGUGUUUGCGGGCACGUCCAUCGGCUCGGUGGCGCUGUGGGAUCUACGCGAGCCUGACGGGGACCACGAGCGCCUGAGGAUCGACGAGGAAGAGUGGACCUUUAGACGACCUACCUUCUCUACCGACGCGCUGUCCUCAGCCCAUUUCUCACCCGUGACGGCCGUGGAGGUUCUUCCCGCCAACGUGCUGGGGGGGCCGGGGUCAGAGGUCCCCUUUUUGGCAUCCGAGGAAGAGUUGCUGGGAUUGUCCUUCCAGCUGGCGUCUAUCGAUGAGCGCGGCCUGUUGAAUCUUUGGGUGGUGCUGCAACUCCCUAAAGCCAACGAGGCGGGUUGUCAGACUGAUCUAGGUCUGAGGCCAGGUGGCAAAGUGAAGCUUCUCCACAGUUCGUGCGUGGCGACCGAGGGGGUCUGCCCGUCGCUUGCAGAGAAAAGUGGGCCACUGCAGACGCUUGCUUUGAAAUUCCUCCCCACCGACUGCAGCCACUUCUUCAUUGGCACCAGCAUGGGUCUGGUCAGUCACGGGACCACUCAGGGUUUGAAGGCCCCACCCAAGUUCUACAGCUCUCAAGAAUUCGGAGCGCGGCUUGUUGACGUCAGUUCCAUCCAAUUUUCUCCUUUCAGGCCAGGCUUGUUCUUGGUGGGCUGCGGGGACGGAAGCGUCCGGCUGCACCGGGUCAGCUGUGACAAGCCGGUGGCUGAGUGGAGCAACAGCACUGCCGGCGAAGCGGUGGUCUCACUGCAGUGGAGCCAGACCAGACCUGCGGUCUUCUGCGUGCUGGACGCCACCUCCAUCCUCCACGUUUGGGACCUGCUGAAGAAGGACUCAGGCCCUGUGGUCUCUGAGCAUAUGGACAGGCUGACGGCCAUGACUGCGUUUGGAGACCCUGGACAACAGAACACGUACUCUGGAAUAGCGACGGCGCAGCAGUCAGGCAAAAUAGAGAUGCACUAUUUCACACAGAACUUCAGCCUCCAAAGUAGCGAAGAAGAGCAAACGUUGGAGAGUAUUAGCCAAUCUCUCUGAACGUUUGCACACUGACAUGAUAGAUCAUGUUAUUCUUUGACAGCAGAUGUCAUCUUUGCUAUCCCGCACGCAUUUUUACCCUCAGAUAUGCUCUCCGGGUACACAUUUUGUGGCAUUUGUACGGUUUCAGUUUCGAGUUAAGUCUGUUGGCCGCGGACAAUCUGCGCGUAGCUACCAGCGAAUCCGAGCGCUCCCUUUUGUAAUAUCAUGCAGCGCAUUUAAUUAUUUUCAAUCAAUGCUGCUUCUGCUAUUUGAAAAAAAAGUAUGAUUCCGUAACUUGCCAUCGCAGAACCACUUAAAAAAGGAUCCCAAAACGCACAAAUUUACAGUGGAACCUCGAUUUAGGAACUUAAACUUGAACAGGGUUCAUAAAUAGAAAAGUUUGCGCACUACCAAUUUUGGAACACCUCAUUUAUAGCAAUGAGUAAGUACAGUAGUACCUAAACUUACGAGCUUCAUUGGUACUGAGACGGAGCUCUUAACGCAAAACACUUGUAUCUCAAAUCACUGUCAUCUUUUGAAAUCAUCUCAGUUGAAAACAGCACAAUUUUAAAAUGUAACAUGUCUUUUAAAAACAACAACACACUUUUAGAUGCAGCAUAUUGUAUAAUAACAGUACAAUAGAAUGUGCUAAUAACAACUACAGCAGUUUUAUGAAGUAAAAGUAUUCUCUGUCAAACACACCAUCAGCAGCUUUUCCAUAUUUUCAUGGAUAAAUGUCCAUUUAGAUAUUAUUUUUGCAUUCUUGGCUUCUGUUAGACUCAUUCUGCUUCAAUAUGGUGCAGACUGGCAGUGGUACAUAGAUAACAUAAAUCAAAUUAUGUUUUUGAUUUAUUUAUUCUUCAAUUCAAUCAUCCGCUUCUUCUUCUAAUCACUGUCCUUCACACUCACUUUCUUCUGUUCCAUAGUUGGAAAAACAAAAGUUAUGUCACUCUCUGGCUAUCAGCUAAUGCUAACGAGUGAGACUGGAUGUUUUGGUCAGAUCUUACAAGGUUCACCGUCACAUUUGCUAUGCCAACUAAUGGCAGAGAUGCUUGUAACUCAAAUCGUUUCUUGCAACUUAAAGCAUAACAAUUAGCACUUUUAAGUUGAGGUACCACUGUACGUCCAAACAUAUCACUGGUACUUUAGAUUAUAACAACUAUUUUAAUACUGAACAUCCUUUGCUGUCAGUCUUAUUGUUUUGUAAACACAACUACUCUAAAGUCCACAACUAUUUGGACAGUGACCGUUUUUUUUAUGCUUUUGUCUUAUACUCCAUUUACAAUGGAUUAUAAAUAAAUCCAUCUUUAUAUACAUCAGCAUAUGAUUGAAGCGUAGAUUUACCACUUUAAUUGAAGAGCUUUGACAAAAUGUAAUUUAGCAUGUAGGAAUUAAAGCUACAGAUAUGUCUGAACACAUACUGAAACUAUGGGCAACAUUUUAACUUGGAUGAAAAUAUUUUGCAGUAAAUGAAGCCUAUGGACAUCUUUUAAAAUAUGAGUAUUAAACAAGAUGAAUAUAUUUACAGUUACAGUAUGUCAUUUGAAUCAUUGAAAAUUAUAUUGAUGUUAUCUAUGUAAUGUCCUUGCAAUUUCUAAAGGGUAAAAGCCAUUAAAGCUGAAACUGAUCACUUCAAUCACAUGCUGAUUUGUUUAUUGAUUUCAACUCCAAUGUUUUUUUUUGUUUUGUUUUAUUCCAAAAAUGUAACUAUCCAAAUAUUUCUGGACUUUCUGUAGCUUGGUUUAAAACAACAGUGACAGCAAGGGAUGUAAAAGUGGUGGUUAAGUUUAUAGUACAGUACCACUCAAAUGUUUACCUACUUCCUGCUAUAAAUGAGCUGUUCGAAAACAUUUGACGGGUUGUGUAUAAUGAAGCAAAUUUCCCCAAACAUGAAUAAUUGGUUCCAGCCUGGACUAAAGUCCUCAUUUUAGUAAAACUUUAUUUUGUACAGCAUAUUAAAACUAGCAUAAAUAACACAGCCAAAACAACAACUAGCUGAACUGUCCUCAAAUACAGCCGCUCUGCCGACACGUGCAAACUCUCUGGUGCACUCAGAAAUCACAAAAUUCUUUAACUUUUAUAGCCAGGUUGGUAAAAUGAUCAAGAAUAUAACAUAAAUACUUAACCUCGUCGGUGAAUCUUCUUGGCGUGCAGGAGGGGAGAGGCAGUGUCGUACAACGUGGAUACUUGCUGAAAGUUUCAAACCACACAUCGCUCAUAUUGAGCUCGCAAAACUACAAAAAUGCUGUAAAAUGGCUAAAAAGAAUCACAGUAGCAAACUACCUGAGUGAGGCUUUUGUCAUUGCAAAUAUUGAAAUACCACUGCUGCUCGUUUGUGCCGUUUAGGUCAUUCUAAACUACCAGUGACGUCACCUCCUCACCUUGUCCUAAACUUACCAAACUUGACCUUAACAUCAAAAAAAGAAAAUGUUUGUGCUUUUAUUAUUCUUUUUUUUGUGAAUGCCCAGGCAUCCACACAUAUAGUAUUGGACACCAAAAAUCCUCUUUUAUUAUUCCGCCCAAAAACUUAAGCGCACUCCACAGCCCACAAUUUUCAUCCGAUCGGAACUGUUCAAGUAUCAAAACGUUUGGCUUGACCGGGAAUUGUGAGCUCGCCAAACAAUAAAAAAAAAAAUAUCCCAGAUUACCCAGAAUUCCUGGUUUUCUGGGUCGUUCUGCCCAUUGAAAAUGAAUGGGCCAUUUCUCGAACUUACACAAUUCCCACAUGUGACGUGACCUCUGUAUCGGGUUCUUCUGGGACCACAGGAAAGGGCACAACACUCUGCUGCGGCGGUUUACAAUAGGUUUAAUUAUUAUUGCACACAAGUGUCAGUUGGCUUUUCAGCUCCUCCUUGGUGUCCUCGCUUCUGCUUUUCAGCACCGCUCUCCCCUCAUGGUUUACGACGCCGCUAAUAAAGGAACAGGUGAUUAGGUAACUCCUUCCAGCCGAGCCAUCCACUCACUUGUCUGCUGCUUCAUGACCGGCCCCUGCACACACCCCGCCCGCAGGGAACGCGUGAACCACGCCCCUCUCCACACCACAUUUCUCAACCGAUUCGAACCGUUUCACCAACCACACACUCCACUCCCCUUGGACAUUUAAACUACCAUUUUCCCAAGUUCAAAAAGAAAUCCAGGAAUUCCUAGAAAUCCCAGUUUUCCAAAGCUCUAUUUCCACCUCUUUCUGAAAAGUUUUCACAGUCCACAUUUUUCAGCCCUUUUUGACCAUUCCACUUUCAAAACUUUCUUCUUAGUUGGGACAACAAAAGUUGUUUUUUUUUCGUGCAAAUUCCAGGAAUUCCGAAAUACCAAUUAAACCACUUGGAAAAACACCAAUCCAUUCAUAUUAUCUAGAUCAAUCGGGCUAGUAUCACUGUUUUGUUUUUAAAAAAUCCUGGUUUUCCCCAAAUUCUUGAAUUUCUAGGAAAUUCCCAUUCAAAUGAAUUGACAUGUUCAUAGUUCUACAAUGUCCAAAAUUGAAAAAACGUUGCACUAUUUUUUUACCCAAUUCCUACCUUUCAACCAAUCCACACACACUUCUUUGCCUAUAUAUCGAACGCAAAACAUGUUUUCCCUUUCUCAAAAUUCCCAGAAUUUCUGGUAAUUUUCUCUCUAUUGACAAUGAAUGGGAAAUAUACAAACCUCUCCAUUCAAGCAUUUCAGUUCCACUUGCACGUAUCGGCGGCUUGCGCACACAGGGCAUUCACACGCAAUUCCUACCGGAAUUGCAAAUUCCUAAUUUUUGUUAAUAUUUUAUUAUCCACCUUGUCCAACUUUGUCCAAAAAUCACAUUUGUGCUAUUAUGGUUUUAAUGUUAACGUUAUAUUAUUCACACACAGCCUCUUUAUUUUGUUUAAAUCUCUCCAAACGUGUCCCAAAUAUUUGUGCUGUCCAAAAUAAUAUAUGUGGUAUUGAUAUUUCAGUAUCAAUCUGCACGUCACUAAGGGUGUAAAUAAUGGUAAAUCGUUAACAAUAAAACCAUAAAAGCACAAAUGUUUUAUUGACUGCACAAACCAAAAUGGUUGGGGACAAUUUUUUUGUGAGAUUUGUCACUUGUGACAUUGAGUGUGUGACAUCACUGGUGAGAAAAUUAAUUUUUAGAAUUACUUAAAAAAUGUCACGGCACAAACACAUUUUUUAACGGCACAAAUGAACGGCAAUGGUAUUUUAGCCACAAUGGCUGCACCACCGGACACAAAAUGGCUGCGCUGCGAGGCACACAAUGGAUGAAUAAUGGAUACCAAAGCAUGUUUAUAUUCGACAAAUGCUUCGCAAAUCGAAAAGUUCCUACAAUGAAUAAUAAUAUUUCUCCAAAGAUAGCAGGUCUGUGAUAGUUUAGCUGAUAGUGUAUAUUAGCACUUUUAUGAUAUUUUUACUUGAUCACGGGACCAAAGAUUUUACUGUGUUGUAAUAUUUCUACUUUUUCACUGACUUUCUACUGUACAAUAUUAAAACAUAUCAAACAUACAUUUAGUGUCCACUCAAGGAAAUCUUUAUUUUCAGACAUUGCAUUUUAGUCAAGAAAAAAACCUGUGUAUAAUAAAUUAGAAGUAUGCGAAAUUGAUCUUUUUUCAGCUACACUUGAAUGCAAGCAGUUUCUACUUGUAUUCACUUGUAGUUCAGACUUGAUGAAUACUUAGUUGAAAUUGUUAAAAUUUUAAGCUAAGUCCCAAAAAGGAUGAUUUUUCUUCUGUGACCUUGACAGACAUUUGCAAAUGUUUUAACGCCGUGUCACUCUGCAGCAUUGUAACGUGUAGUACUACUCACACUUGUGAGAUGGGGUCAAGCUGACACCUUUGAAGGCUGGAAUAUGUUCCAGUCUUCACGCUUGUGACACUUUUAGCUUCUCUUUCCACCACAUGCUGGAACACAGGGGCAGUAGUCCAUUAGGGGGAGUUAAAAAAAAAAAAAAAGGCAUGCAAAAACAAGCUGCCACUCACCUGCUAUCUAAACUCAUUUGCAUACACAUCUGAUAUCUAGACCAAGGGUCUCCAACAGGGCCGUCCACAGAGUUACAGUAUUGUAGACUGAUUAUGGACAUGAUUAAGUAUAGAUUUGGUAUGCGAACGCACGUAUGUAUACUGUAUAUAGGUGUGUGUAUACAGUAUAUACAUCCAUCCAUUUUCUACCUCUUGUCCCUUUCGGGGUCGCUGGAGCCUAUCUCAGCUGCAUUAUAUUUUUAGAGAUAUAUAUAUAUAUAUAUACACUACCGUUCAAAAGUUUGGGGUCACAUUGAAAUGUCCUUAUUUUUGAAGGAAAAGCACUGUACUUUUCAAUGAAGAUAACUUUAAACUAGUCUUAACUUUAAAGAAAUACACUCUAUACAUUGCUAAUGUGGUAAAUGACUAUUCUAGCUGCAAAUGUCUGGUUUUUGGUGCAAUAUCUACAUAGGUGUAUAGUGGCCCAUUUCCAGCAACUAUCACUCCAGUGUUCUAAUGGUACAUUGUGUUUGCUCAUUGGCUCAGAAGGCUAAUUGAUGAUUAGAAAACCCUUGUGCAAUCAUGUUCACACAUCUGAAAACAGUUUAGCUCGUUACAGAAGCUACAAAACUGACCUUCCUUUGAGCAGAUUGAGUUUCUGGAGCAUCACAUUUGUGGGGUCAAUUAAACGCUCAAAAUGGCCAGAAAAAGAGAACUUUCAUCUGAAACUCGACAGUCUAUUCUUGUUCUUAGAAAUGAAGGCUAUUCCACAAAAUUGUUUGGGUGACCCCAAACUUUUGAACGGUAGUGUA